AUGGAAGGGUCAAUUGUAAACGAUUUGACCGGCGUGCGGCUCCGCUCAAGGUUGCACUCCUACCUGGAGGCCGCGGCACCUCACAAGGAGCACGACUCCCACAAGAACACGGCGGAGAUUAAGUCGGAUAACACGGAAAUCGUGUACCAGAAGCAUGGGGUUCUCAAGGGCGUCACGCUGCAGCAGGGCAGGAACAUAGUGCACGACAUCAUUGAUGAUGUUUUGGAGAAGAGGGGAACAAUCACACUCUCCGAGUCGUCGUGCCCCAUCGACGAGGACAUGCGGGAGUCGAUGGCCAUGGACCCGCGCCUGAAGCACUGGCACGACACCCUGCAGAACCGCGCCGCCGUGCAGGCGAAGAUCCAGCGGAGGCUGGGCCGUCGUCCGCACGAGAUGCUCAUCAACUCGGCGAGCAUGGUGGCUCCCAGGGAUCGGGCCACCGUGGAGCGGCUGCUGGACCUCGCGGGCCGGAUGAACCCCACCACCUUGGUCCAAAAGAAGCCAGGAGUUCUUCCCGAGCAAGUGGACUGUGACAAGUGCCGCUUCCUGCCCCAACUGCAGGAGACUCUACCGCUGCCGGAGAGAAGCGGACAUGCGGAGCUGGAGGUCAGCGGUCUGCCCGGCUCCACCAAGCGGGAGAUCCUGGGAGCGGCGUUCCGCCAGCCCGAGAAGUCCUCCCAGUGGUUGAAGUCCCGGCAGUUGGCGCAGCACAUCGAGCGGAAGAGCGGCGACAUCAAGAGGGUCCUCGACUUUUUGCCGGAGGUCGACCAGCUGGAGGUGGUGGGCGGUAGCUUUUCGAGGGGCUACCCGGACCAGCAUCCGAUAGAGCGGCUGCCCGACGACACCAUUUUCAGCGUGAGCAGUUCGUCGCAGGUUCUGGAGCAGGAGUCAAAGGAGGACCGGCAGGAAGACACUUCCCCGGAAUUGGACCCCGCCAAUGUGACUCCAAAAGCAGCCGUCAAGAUCAACGGCGUGCUGUACUUCAACUCGGGCAGAAGGUGCUUGAGUCCCGAGAUCGCGAACAUCUCCCUGGAGUGCCACCCGUACCAGAAGGUGGUCAAGGAGGUGGCUCGCGUGGAGAACGUCGGCCGCCAGGUGCUCACCUGCCAGUGGUCCGGCCCCGAGUGCAAGCGGAACCCCAAGAGCUUGGCCCUCUGCCAGGACUCCCUCCUCCUCUCGCUGGGAAGCUUCACCGUCUUCCCGGGCGAGGAGCAGGUGUGCCGGGUGCUCUUCCGUCCCCGCGGCUGCUACCUGCACAAGCAGCGCUUCGAGCUGAGGAUCUUCCCCAACGUCAUCGGCACGGUGCGCACUGUGUUCGUGGCCCGCGUGUCGGGACGCUGUGUCCCCGCACCGGAGUACACGGCGAAGCUGAGGCGGAACCUGUCGCUGGUCACGGACAAGUCCAAGAAGCGGUUGGCCGACGACCUGGUAAAGGGGCACGCCGACCUUGUUCCCCUACUGCAUCCGCCCGAAGUGGUGUGUCCCUACGAAUAUCCCUUGGACGAGCGGGAGGUGUUCAAUGCCGAGAACCCGGGUUACCACUGCGAGCGGUUCGACGACCUCGAAACCCUGAAAGCCCUCUAUGAAGAACUGAAAAAACCCAGGGAGCCUGCCUGGGAUCUCCGACUCGAGACGAUCCUUCAGGUUAUCCUGCGGUUGUCAGACUCUAACGAAAGAAAGCUGCACUAUGCUAAGCUAGUGGAUGUUCAAGAAGCCCUCAAGCAAAUCAAGGGUUCUCUCACCCACUUUGCCCAGAACGAGGAGAGGAUGCGGUCCAGGUUCAUUUACGUCCGCGGGUGCAUCGGCAACGGCAUCCAGGAGUGGGAGGAGGCGAUGGCCUCCAUGGAGCUGAGCGGACUGAGGCUGGAGAUAAACCGCUUCCAGGUCAAGGAGGACCAAAAGAUGUUGUCAGAGAUGUUAUCGGAGGACGAGGACCGCGGGAGCGAGGGAUCGGAGCCGAGGCCCUGGAUGCGGAAGCUGCGAAGGGAGAACCUGCACCUGUACCUGCUCAAGAAACUGCGCUCGCGGAAGUCCUUCAGGGACAGCCUCUACAUGCAGACCUACUCGCACCUCUGCGACAUGGCCGAGGAUGUGGUGUCUGUUAUCGAGAGCACCCAGUGCGCUUAAGCCGUUGCGAUUCCUGCGAAGUUUUCCAGUGCGACCAAAGUCCUUUUAUGCGUGCGUUACAGUGUUUCGUCCAAAUUUAAUGUGGCCUUAAAACAGAGAAGUUUCUCGCGAGGAAACCCAGAAAA
Drosophila ficusphila is the source of this 2252-nucleotide messenger RNA. RefSeq lists its product as uncharacterized. The record is from RefSeq and is a predicted model, not a curated record. NCBI's taxonomy places the organism in Eukaryota, Metazoa, Arthropoda, Insecta, Diptera, Drosophilidae.